GGGCAGCAGGCGGGCAGGGAGCAGCCGAAGAAAGGAAGGGGCGACCAUGCUGUGCUGUAUGAGAAGAACAAAACAGGUGGAAAAGAAUGAUGACCCGGACCAAAAGCUGGAUCAGGAUGGCGCCAAGCCCGAAGACAAAGCCCACAAAGCAGCCACCAAGAUCCAGGCUAGUUUCCGUGGACACAUAACCAGGAAAAAGCUCAAGGGCGACAAGAAGGGCGACCCCCGGCCUGCCGGCCCUGAUGCUGCGGCCCCAAAGGAGCAGGAGGAGGCGGGGAAGGAGCAGGAGGAGGCGGAGGGCCCAGGGCCUGACCCGGCCCCUGUGGGCCCCAAGGAGGAAGGUGGCACCUCGACCCCUGGCCCCCAGCCCGAGGGGGGCAGCGACACCGCAGCAGAGGGGGGCGAGGGGGCGGGGACCGUUGAGGCACCCCGUGAGGAGAAGACGGAGACCCCGGCCACCGCUCCACCAUCUGGGGAGAAGCCUGGUAGUCCAGCCAAGACACCCAUCGCUGACAACUCACCGUCCUCCAAGGCUGAUGAUGCCACGGUCGUGAAGGACCCCAAGCCUGCCACCGCUGUGCCCGCUGUCGCACCCCCCACUGCCACCGCCGAGGACCCUGCCCCCCAGGGACCCACUGCGCCGGAGGCCACCGAUCCCCGCCCAGCCCAGGAGCUGACAGACGCUGUAGAAGAAACCAAACUGAUGGAGAGUGCCCGGCAAGAGGAAGGGAAGGAAGAAGACAAGGCAGACCAAGAACGUGCCUAAACCUGGAGAAAAAAACUCCCCGCAUCCCUUCCCACCCCACCCAGUCCCCUCCCCCUCCCGCCCCUCCCUCC
Tachyglossus aculeatus (Australian echidna) is the source of this 837-nucleotide messenger RNA. It is a transcript of the gene GAP43, whose product is annotated as growth associated protein 43. Gene Ontology annotation, molecular function: protein binding. Gene Ontology annotation, biological process: regulation of growth. The coding region runs from base 47 to 766 and encodes 239 amino acids. The record is from RefSeq and is a predicted model, not a curated record. Lineage: Eukaryota; Metazoa; Chordata; Mammalia; Monotremata; Tachyglossidae. The transcript has 3 exons.